Messenger RNA from Cylindrotheca closterium, 2910 nucleotides. The record is from the annotation of a GenBank genome assembly. NCBI's taxonomy places the organism in Eukaryota, Bacillariophyta, Bacillariophyceae, Bacillariales, Bacillariaceae.
AUGCCAGAGAGAGCAUCCUCCAGAAGAGAAAAGUCACGAUCCUCUCGAAAGUCUUCUGGACGAUCGAAAAACCGAGAAGCAGAUGAAGAUCCUUCCGAGUCAUCGCAUGCAUCGAACCAUGAGUUAAGUGAAAGAAGCGGCGGGAAAGCUCGUGAACGUCGUAGUAGAUCCGGUCGUAGAUCUACUGCCAAAUCCGAAGAAGCUUCUCGAGACACUGCUGAUGCUAAGAAGAAACGAAGAAGCGGCCCAAGGGCAACCAAACCUGGUGCUAUUUCCGCAAAUACCAACGCAAAUUCUGUUGAUCGUAGAAAGGAAAGGAGCGCUACCAAGACAUCCAAGCCAGGUGCUGUUCCUGAAAAAGCCACUAGGAGCUCCGAUCUUCGGAAAAAGGAACGAAGCUCUCGUAGUAGGUCAUCCAAGCCAGGUGAUACUCCUGCGAAAGCCAGCAGGAACUCGGAUGAUCGAAAAAAGGAGCGAAGAUCUACUCGAGCAUCGAAUCCAGGUGCUGUUUCUGAAGAUGUAAUGACGAAUCGCGAGAGAAGAAAAGAAGAAAGGGCCGCCAGCUCCUCAAAUCAGACAACGGCACCUUACGUCGCAGAGAAUAUGUUGGAGGCGUCAACAGUGGAUGAUACCACUGAGGGAGAUGCAAUUGAGCAAAUCACACGAAAGUUUGAGCAACAGGAACAGAAACGGCAACAAGAAAUAGAAGAGCUCAACCAGAGACUUGCAAACAAGAAAGCUGAAGAAGAAGCAAAUGUUGCUGCAGCACGAAAGCAGCGAAAAAAGCGGAUCAUCAUUACUGUUUUGUGCUUCGUUGCUCUCAUUGCCGCCGGAGUUGGUGCUUUCUUUGCUCUUUACAAGGGUACAACUUCCGUGACACAGAUACUCGUAACUCCGCAGUACGAUCCACCCAGUGAAGCUGAGUGUCGCGCCAUCACCAGGAACGAAACCAUAGCUGGACAAGCAGACUUGGAGAAUGCGGAUCUUGAUAUGAGUUUUGAUGUCACUAUUGAUUCGGGUUGCGACAUUUCUACUCCACAGGUGCAAAUUCUUCUGAUGGCUAUUCAAGAGAAGCUUCUUCCACCCUUGAUUGGAUGCUCCAGUGAGACUGACAGUCGCCGUGGACUGGUACCCGACAACGAGCAGCCAGAACUUGUCAUUGGAGAGAAUCGCUUUGUGAUUUUGAAUGCAUAUGUCACGGGUCGAGUCGAUCCGGAUGUGGUCUGUGGCAACACUCAAGAUGAUUCGAAGCCUUUUCAUAGAAUCUCAGUGAAGGUGAUUCUCACUUUGAAAGGACCUGUUGAAGAAUCAGAUCUCAUCCUUCUAACCUUUGAUCAAGUCGAUGAGUUAUUGAACGAAGGAGGACGAGACGAUGACAACUUGAAAGAUCCAUUCGGUUUGGAUGUCUCAUUCUCCGAGGUACGGUUGGUCAAAAUUGAAGAUCAAUAUGUAUCAACGGCUUCAUCAGCGUCUCCAUCAGCGGCACCAUCGUCAAGUCCCAUUCGAACGACUUCUCAAGCCCCAAGCUCUUCACCACCAAGAGCCACCUCAUCAGCUCCAUCAACGAGACCUACGUUGGCACCAGUGGUUGACUCAACGCCUCCACCAACUGCAAGAAUCCAGACACCAGAGCCCUCAAUGAGACCUACCUUGGCUCCUGUAGUUGGUCCAACGCCUCCGCCGACUGCAAGCCCAACUGCCAGACCCUCCGAUACGCCAAGUCUACGUCCUUCCACCACACCAUCUUUGUCACCAACACUUGCUCCAGUGGUGGGCCCAACUCUUUUGCCCUCAAGUACACCAUCAAAUGUACCAUCAAGAGUACCAAGUUUGUCUCCUUCAGUUCUCGCAAGUGAAGGUCCAUCUGCCAAUCCAUCAAUUGGAGCAAGCAUUGCACCAUCUGCCAAUCCAUCAAUCGAACCAAGUAUGUCUCCAUCGUCAAAUCCAUCAAUGAAACCAAGUAUGGCUGCAUCCACCUUUCCAUCAAUGAAACCGAGUAUGAUUCCAUCUACCGCCCCAUCCACGAAACCCUCGCAAUCUCUCACAGUAUCCCAACAAUGCUUUCAAAGCAACAGUGAACUCAGCAGUCAAGUCGACAACUGGUUUGGUACCGCCUUGCAAAAGACAACCGUCGAGAACACAUAUGGUCCGAUUGGAGACUGGUGCUUUGGUGCUGGUGUCACCAGUAUGUCUGGACUCUUCUCUUUUAGGUAUACCUUCAAUGAAGACAUUUCAAACUGGGAUGUUUCUUCUGUGUCAGAUAUGAGCAAGAUAUUCUGGGGAGUAGGACCCUUCAAUCAGGACUUGUCGUCCUGGGAUGUAUCUUCUGUGACUGACAUGAGUUUCAUGUUCGAUGGUGCAUCAAACUUCAAUCAGGACUUAUCAGGAUGGGAUGUAUCUUCUGUGACUGACAUGAGUUACAUGUUAAGCCGCGCAACACCUUUCGAUCAAGACUUGUCAUCCUGGGAUGUUUCUUCUGUGACUGACAUGAGUUUCAUGUUUUAUGAGGCAUCGUCCUUCAAUCACGACAUAUCAUCCUGGGAUGUUUCUUCUGUGAGAGAUAUGAGUUCCAUGUUCAGUUCUGCAACAGCCUUCAAUCAUGACUUGUCAUCCUGGGAUGUAUCUUCUGUGACUGGCAUGAGUUCCAUGUUCGAAUUGGCAGAAGCCUUCAACCAAGACUUGUCAUCCUGGGAUAUUUCUUCUGUGACUGACACGAGUUUCAUGUUCGCUGCUGCAACAUCCUUCAAUCAGGAUCUUUGUGCGUGGGGUUCUUCGCUUCCGAGCAAUGCUAAUGUUUUUUUUAUGUUCCUUGGUUGCGCUGGUGAAAGUGGUUGCCCAUCACUUUUCGAUCCAGACCUCGGUGCCACUCCACCAGGUCCAUUCUGCCACAUAUGUGUCCCUACACUGUAG